Messenger RNA from Anopheles stephensi (Asian malaria mosquito), 1081 nucleotides. Its product is annotated as TIP41-like protein. Gene Ontology annotation, cellular component: cytosol. Gene Ontology annotation, biological process: TOR signaling. Lineage: Eukaryota; Metazoa; Arthropoda; Insecta; Diptera; Culicidae. The transcript has 2 exons. The coding region runs from base 133 to 996 and encodes 287 amino acids. The record is from RefSeq and is a predicted model, not a curated record.
CCGCUAUGCAGGAAAACGUCAACAACAGAGGUAGAUAAACGGGAAGCGCUGGGCAGGACGCUUGUUUACAUCAUUUCUACCGUGAAUUCGUAACGCUACGCUACGCAUCGAGAAUAGUUUAAUACAUACGCAAUGGCCACCGCAGUACCACAAGCCCCUCCGCAGGUCAUGGGGGAAGAUGGUCUCGGGCCGGUCCGUUUGCCGGUGGAUCGAGAAUCGUACCAGUUCGACGAUUGGACGAUCGGCUACACCAAAUCGCACAUCCUCAAAAGCGUCUGCAUCAAUGGCGAGACCUGUGUGGCCGGCGAACCCGGCUGCUGCGAACUGUGCGUGUACAACUUUGCCCUCGCACUGCCACAUCUGCCCGAUAUGGUGUUUCACAAGAAUGUGCUCCGCAUUAGCCAUGCGUCCGGUGCGCAGCUCGAGUUCAAUCCGCUCGACGCACUGAAGCUGGUGCGCAACGAAAAGCUCGAUCUCAAGGUGGCCUGCUCGGACGAGUGGCGCGAAAGCCGCCCGGAAGCGGCACACACGUCCGACAAGGUGAAACCGUUCGACUGGACAUUUACGACCGAGUACGCGGGCACCACGAACGACCGUUUCCGUGCCGAACCGACGGAACAGCGCAUCGACAUGUUCAAGCUGAUGCGCAAGGAAGAGAUCCUGUUUUAUCACAACCUGACCCUGUUCGAGGACGAACUGCACGACCACGGCAUAUCGUUGCUGUCGGUGAAGGUGCGCGUCAUGCCGUCCGGGUUCUACAUACUGCUGCGUUUCUUUCUGCGCGUCGAUAACGUGCUGCUCCGAAGCAACGACACCAGAUUCCAUUAUGAAAAGGGCAACGAUUACGUGCUGAAGGAGUUUACGCACCGUGAAGCGAAGGUGGAACAGUUGAAGCACAUACCACCGGCACUAUUCACCAACCCCGACCAUAUCGUGGACAAGCUGCCGGUAGUGCGGAAAGUGAACGAAAAGCUAACGAUUGUAAAACCGGAAUAGACGGGCUGGUUGGCGAUUACCCCGGCCGGUCGGGUCUGUGAUCAGCGCAGCAUGCUAAAUAAAUUCUCCGUCAUCACCAAUGACA